Messenger RNA from Lentinula edodes (shiitake mushroom), 609 nucleotides. RefSeq lists its product as uncharacterized. NCBI's taxonomy places the organism in Eukaryota, Fungi, Basidiomycota, Agaricomycetes, Agaricales, Omphalotaceae. The transcript has a single exon. The record is from RefSeq and is a predicted model, not a curated record. The coding region runs from base 1 to 609 and encodes 202 amino acids.
AUGGGGUCGGUUUCGUCGUUACCUGCAGCCACCUCAGAAUCUUCCGAAGCACGCAAGAAACGACAUCGUCUGAGCACUGCGUCAAAAGCGUCUACCAAUGAGGAUCCCGACACUACUUUGACCUCGUUCAGAUUAGGACGAGGACGAGCAAAGGCGCAAAUAACUGAUGAAGAUGAUGACGGCAAUGAUAGUGAUCCUGAGGACUCUGAGACGCCAUGGACGUGUACGCUCAAAGCCCGGCACCUGGGUGUGGCAGGUUUACCACGUUCCUCGCCCUCACCCUCUACAUCCACACCCAUUAAAGUCAAAAUAGCAACCCUCUCACCUAUGCCACAUCACCCCAAAGUCGUCGCGAUGCUGAAAGUCCCCUAUCCUCUCCCUGAUCUUGAAGUUCAGACAAUGUCUAUCCGGAAACGGCCUAUUGGACUACCUGGUGCUCCCCUCAACCAGAGAUCGGACCCGGGCUCGCCAGCAAUGGGGCUUGUGUUCAGGGCGGAGGAGAUUAAGGAUGUGGUAUGCAGUACUGGGAUAUGGGUUGUCGUGCGGGAAGGGUUUGGUGGAGUUGGCAAAGUUUCUAGGAAGGGUGACGGAUGGAGAAUUCGGGCUUGA